AUGGCCGAUCCAAAUCUCUACACGUAUGCGUCUCCUCUGAAAGGCUACGAAGGCCUCAAGCCAUUACCUGAUGAGAGGGCUGAGGACGGGAAAUCCUACGUAAACCCACCAGCCGAGAAGAAGAGCGAAGCAUACAAGUCCUUUGUAGCUCCUAUAACCAACGGGAUUCGAGGAGGCUUUGACGUUCACAUUUACUUCCUCCAGUCUGAUAAAGAGGAGUACGAAGUCCCCGAGUUGCGCAUCUACCGAGUAUGGGAUCGACCCAUUGGUCCUCACCCUCUCGCCAUGUUUGAAGUCAACAUUUUCACGCCCGAGCAAUUCGGUGCUUUCAUCCCCUGGCUCGUGAUCAACAGGGGGCCAUUGUCUGCACUGAUUCAUCCAAACACCGACGAUGAGUUAAGAGACCAUACUCAGAGAGCGACGUGGAUGGGGCAACCGCUGCCUGUGAGCACAAAGAUGUUCAAGAAGACGGCGGAGACAUUGUAA
Molecule: messenger RNA, 486 nt
Organism: Alternaria viburni
Lineage: Eukaryota; Fungi; Ascomycota; Dothideomycetes; Pleosporales; Pleosporaceae
Exons: 5
Coding region: 1-486 (161 amino acids)
Source: RefSeq, a predicted model, not a curated record